Rhodotorula graminis WP1 is the source of this 890-nucleotide messenger RNA. RefSeq lists its product as uncharacterized. The coding region runs from base 7 to 834 and encodes 275 amino acids. The record is from RefSeq and is a predicted model, not a curated record. NCBI's taxonomy places the organism in Eukaryota, Fungi, Basidiomycota, Microbotryomycetes, Sporidiobolales, Sporidiobolaceae. The transcript has 3 exons.
CACACCAUGGUCGCCUCGGUCGCAGUCAUCCAAGGCGCCGGCGGCUCGCUCGGCUCGCACUUUGCCCGUCACCUCCUCAAACGCACCUCGCUCUCGGUCGUCGGCACCUCGCGCGACCCGGCCGCCGCCAAAAAGGCCAUCCUCGACGGCGCAGGCGACGGCUUUGACCCCUCGAGGUUGACCGUCCUCGAGCUCGACGUCAAGCGCGAGGACUCGGUCGCCCAGGCCGCGAGCGACGUCGAGAAGCGGUUUGGCGCAAAGAGCCUCCGGUUGCUCAUCAACGCGAGCGGCGUCCUCCACGCCGACAAGUCGAUCCGCCAGGUCGACAUGGACCAGCUCCUCGAGACGUUCCAGCUCAACACGUUCGGCCACCUGUUGGCGUUCAAGCACUUUUGCCGGCUCCUGCCGCAAAAGAACGACAUGCGCAAGUCGCAGGCCGACAGCGCCGACCAGGACCCGGCCAACGGCGCCGUCCACCCGGGCCUGAGCGUCCUCGCGAGCUUGACGGCCAAGGUCGGCUCGAUGGGCGACAACAAGAUGGGCGGCUGGAUCGGGUACCGCGCGUCCAAGGCGGCCGCCAACCAGACGAUCGUCACGCUCCAGCGCGAGCUCUCGAUGCGCUCGACGCCGUCGAUCGCGCUCGCGCUGCACCCGGGCACCGUCGUCGGGACCAACCUGUCCAAGCCGUGGACGCGCGAGGAGGAUGCCGGCAAGAAGCCUGGCGUGCACGACGCCGACACGGCGACGGCCAAGCUGCUCGACGUCAUUAGCGGGCUCGGCGAGAAGGACGGCGGGCGGUUCCUCAACUAUGCCGGCGAGGAGCUCCCUUGGUGAUUGCGAGCGAGGCUCGACCCUCGCACUGCAACUCUGUACAAAGCUCGUCUCGCGCU